This is a messenger RNA of Erinaceus europaeus (western European hedgehog), 2431 nucleotides long. Its product is annotated as zinc finger protein 14-like. Gene Ontology annotation, cellular component: nucleus. The transcript is spliced from 4 exons. The record is from RefSeq and is a predicted model, not a curated record. Bases 468 to 2270 code for a protein of 600 amino acids. Lineage: Eukaryota; Metazoa; Chordata; Mammalia; Eulipotyphla; Erinaceidae. Gene Ontology annotation, molecular function: DNA-binding transcription repressor activity, RNA polymerase II-specific; zinc ion binding; RNA polymerase II cis-regulatory region sequence-specific DNA binding. Gene Ontology annotation, biological process: negative regulation of transcription by RNA polymerase II.
GGAUAAAAAUUAUUACUAAACAAGAACCCAGGAUAAAAAUUAUUAAUAAACAGGAACCCAGUAGGAGUAGAGCAGAUGAAAUUAGGACACUGAGGUCAUACAGGCUCCUGCGCUAAAUAUGAAUAGACAUGGGUCAGAUCAGUGGGGUUUCCAGUUAAUGGUAUUUAUAUAUUUUCCCCAUAUUUGGGAGCUACUGUCUGCCCUAAUCAGCUUUCUAUUCCUAUUCUCAGCUCUGAAACCAUCUUCCCAGACAAUAUUUUUAGUUCACCUGCAUAUUAGCUAUUGGGCUCAAGCAAAAACUACUAAAGUCAUGAACCUCUAGGAACCUGAAAUAGACUCCUAGCUUCUUACCCCCCAAAGACCCCACGUUUCAUCUGAGGGCAGUUACUGUGUUCAAGUUCCUUCUAGGCUUGAAUUUUGUGUCUGAUUCUUUAAUAAGUUCACAUAAAUUCCUAGCUUGUCUGUCUAUGAACACCUGGGUAAUUUUUGUUUCCUUCCUCAGUUCACCAAAAUCACUUGACAAAAUACCACAGUGCAUUUACAGAAAAGAGCAUGUGCCCUUCCCAGGCCACAGACCCGAUCAGAUCUCCAGGUGGUAUGGAAAGAGGAGAGUGGAGAAAAGAUACAAGAACAUUCCACCAAAGAGCAGCGUAACUUGCAUGGGAGUAAACAAAGAGUCAUCCAGAAAUCAAGAGGAAGGGGGAGAUAGAGUGGAGAAAGGCAGAGACUCCAGCAUUCCUACCUUACCACUUGCAAAACUUUCUUCCUGCAGUAAUACAGCAGUGAAAAUAUCUGGCAAAGGAAGUCACAAUGGUAGAAAAUCUCAAGAAUGUGAAGUAUACAACAAAUUAUUCACUUAUUCUAAUCAUCUUCAAGAAGAAAGAUGUCACAGUGGAGAGAAACCGUAUUCAUGUAAAGUAUGUAGUAAAAUAUUCAGGCAAUCCGUUAAUCUUCGGCAACAUGAAAGAACUCACAGUGGAGAGAAACCCUAUGAAUGUAAACUAUGUAGUAAAAAAUUCAGUUAUUCCAGUAGUCUUCGGUCACAUGAACGAAUUCACAGAGGAGAGAAACCCUAUGUAUGUAAACAGUGUACUAAAACAUUCAGUUGUUCUAGUCAUCUUCGAACUCAUGAAAGAAUUCACAGUGGAGAGAAACCCUAUGAAUGUAAACAAUGUAGUCAAACAUUUGGGCGACCCAGUCAUCUUCGGAGACAUGAAAGAAUUCACAGUGGAGAGAAACCCUAUGAAUGUAAACAAUGUAGUAAAACAUUCAGUUGUUCCAGUACUCUUCGGUCACAUGAAAGAAUUCACAGUGGAGAGAAACCCUAUGAAUGUAAACUAUGUGGUAAAACAUUUAGACAUUCCAGUGCUCUUUGGAACCAUGCAAGAACUCACAGUGGAGAUAAACCUUAUGAAUGUAAACUAUGUAUUAAGACAUUCAGUUGUUUCAGUAGUCUUCGCACACAUGAAAGAACUCACAGUGGAGAGAAUCCCUAUGUAUGUAAACUAUGUACUAAAAAAUUCAGUUGUUCCAGUAGUCUUCGGACACAUAAACGAACUCACAGUGGAGAGAAACCCUAUGUAUGUAAACUAUGUAGUAAAACAUUCAGUUGUUCUAGUAGUCUUCGGACACAUGAAAGAACUCACAGUGGAGAGAAACCCUAUGUUUGUAAACUAUGUAGUAAAGCAUUCAGUCAUUCCUGUAGUCUUCAGAGACAUGAAAGAAUUCACAGUGGAGAGAAACCCUAUGAAUGUAAACUAUGUAGUAAAACAUUCAGUUGUUCCAGUCAUCUUCGGGCACAUGAAAGAACUCAUAGUGGAGUAAAACCCUAUGUAUGUAAACUAUGUAGUAAAACAUUCAGUUGUUUCAGUCGUCUUCGAACACAUGGAAGAACUCACAGUGGAGAGAAUCCCUAUGAAUGUAAACAAUGUAGUAAAACAUUCAGUGAUUCCAGUACUCUUCGGUCACAUGAAAGAAUUCACAGUGGAGAAAAACCCUAUGAGUGUAAACUAUGUAGUAAAACAUUUAGGCAGUCCGGUAAUCUUCGGCAACAUGAACGAACUCACAGUAGAGAGAAACCCUAUCAGUGUAAACUAUGUAGUAAAACAUUCAGUUAUUCCAGUAGUCUUCGAACACAUGAAAGAAUUCACAGUGGAGAGAAUCCCUAUGUAUGUAAACUAUGUUGUCGAACAUUUGGGCGGCCCAGUCAUCUUCAGAGACAUGAAAGAACUCAUCGUGGAGAGAAAUUAGAUGAAUGUAAGCAAUGUUGAAAACAUUGUUAUUCUGGUCCUCUUUGUAGACAUGAAAGAAUUCACAGUGAAGCAAAACCCUGUGAAAAUAAUAAAGCUUCAGAGUACCUAGUGGGGGUUGUAUUGUUAUAUGGGAUACUGGGGAAUGUUAUGCAUGUACAAACUUGUACUUACUGUUGAAU